Molecule: messenger RNA, 3320 nt
Organism: Physella acuta
Lineage: Eukaryota; Metazoa; Mollusca; Gastropoda; Physidae
Source: RefSeq, a predicted model, not a curated record
UAUACAUUCAGACACCAUUAACGUUACACCAUUACUUUUUAAUCUUACGUCUACAAUAUAGCACGCAUGAACGCUUUCAUAUAAUGCUUGGAUUCAGGCCAGAGGCUCCUAUAGGAUUCACUGUACGCUAGUACAAAUAAAACAGACCAGGUAUUUUUUUAAAAAUCUAGGCCAAAUUCAAGAAUAUAUAAAACUUAAAUUUUGACCUAGGAGAUAGAACUCGGCACAAUUUUCAGGCCAUUCACAUGAAUAUAAAUUAGCCAUUAUUCUGUGCGGGAUAUAGAUCUAAUAUUAUAGCAUAAAGAACAUUCUUGAGACGUGACAUGCUGACGUCAAGCCGGAAGUUCUCUUAAGGUACCUCCGACACAACGUGCCGCGCAUCGUGGCAUCUCUGACGUCAUGCGAUGCUUCGAGUGGGCGGAGGUGCGGCGGAAGUGCCAGGAGGAGUCGAGCCUGGAGGGGAAGGAGAUUAAAAACACGAUCGUCAUCACGUUUGCCUUCCAGAUAGUCUUUACCGCCUUCAAUGCCUUGCAGAAUCUCCACAGCUCACUGCACGAUGAAGAAAGUCUGGGUCUCAUCUGCCUCUCCAUCCUCUACUUCACCGCCAUCAUCUCCAGUGUCCUCUCCCCCACCAUCAUCGGACUCAUCGGGGCCAAGGCCGUCCUGGUGGCCUACUUUCUGGCCCACGCUGUUUACGUCUUGGCCAACUUUUACCCGUCCUUCGCCACCAUGGUGCCUGCGGCCAUCGCUCUAGGGGCCUUCAACGGGCCGGCUUGGACGUCUCAGGCCCUCUACAUAUCCGCCAACGCCUACUCCUUCUCCAAGAGCUCUUCAGCCUCCCCCUACUCCAUCCUCAGCCGCUUCAACGGUUUUUUCUUCGCCAUGUUCGCCACCACCCAGAUUGUGGGCAAUCUGGUGACCAGCACCGUCAUCAGGGACGGGGUGGGCAACAAGUCGGAGGAGGUCUUCCUCUUUAAGUACUGCGGCAUUGACGACUGCCCGUACUACGAGAACGCUACGCAGAUUGAGGACCCCGAGGCUUGGGUGAUUGACAUAACCCUGGGCUUCUUCAUGGCCUGCGCCCUGUUCGGCCUCCUGCUCGUAUUCUUCCUGCUGACGCCCCUGCCCAAGAGCGACUGGAUCCAGAAGGUCACUAUCCGCAGUACGACCACUUCCUGCUUCAGCGUCUUGCUGACCACUGACAUGAUCCUGCUCGUCCCGUUCAUGCUGUUUACGUCAGUGGAACAUGCGUUCUUAAUGGCGACCUUCACCAAGGCCUACGUCACGUGCGCCAUAGGCAUCCACAUGGUGGGCUACGUCAUGGCCGCCUACGGGGCGACGACCCCCAUCUUUGUCUUCCUCUUCGCCCGCCUGGCGAGGAUCGCCGGCCGCUUCCUUCUGCUGACCAUCUCCAUGUUCACCCACAUCGUUCUCUUCAUCAUCCUCUUCCGCUGGUCGCCUGACGAGGAGGAUGAGGCUCUCAUUUUCGUCAUCCCCAUGGUGUGGGGAGUGGCGGAGAGCAUUCUCCUGGCCCAGGCUAACUCCCUGAUCACCAUGCUGUUCCCCGCCCAGAAGGAACCAGCGUUCGCCAACUUCCACGCCUGGCGCAGCAUGGGCUACUGCAUCACCUUCGUCAACGCCACGUACCUGUGUGUGUCCACCAAGCUGAUCCUCUGCAUCAUCUGCUCCACCCUCGGGCUCGUCCUCUACGUCAUCGUGGAGAUCAAGACCAGGAUGAGGGAAAAGUUGGUGUUCGAGGCCCGAGACUCGAUCGUCUCCUUGCCCCCAUCUGUGACUGUAGAUGGCGACACUAUCAGCUCCACUACCACCAAGAGGACCAGCGUCUCAUCGUUCAGGUCUAUUCAAGAGCGCCUCUCGUUUGAUCACGUGGAGCUUGCUGACGUCAUCAAGGAGGCGCAGAUGGGGUGGAGGCGGGACGAGGACGGGCUGACCUUGGAGGUGAGCAAGGUGAUGAGCACCGAGUACCUGCGUGCAUGCAAGGCCACCCAGCUCUACCACACCCGCCCCGUCUCCAUAGACAUGUCCAGCUUGACCACGCGGCCCUACAACCGUGCCCCUGCCCUGCCCCGGUCCCUGUCUGACGGGCAUAUGCCCUACGCCAGCCCGGCCCGGCGCGACACAAACAGACCUCUGCCCAUGCGCAGUCAGUCGACCAUUGAAUACGUCGAGAAAGUUCGGCACGUCUCGGAUAUUGUCGUGCCCAGCUUCGACAUCAUCCCAGAGGACAUUCUAGAAGACCUCGAAGACGAUUUCAUCAUGCACCGGCAGAAAGACUACGUCACUUCCGAUGACGUUUUUCACAGUGAUCCAAGCGUGGAUCAUUUAGACGUCCCCGACUCGUAUGAGCUUGAGUCUGACGAACCCCCGCCGGGGUUCAAGAAGAAAAGUUUCUUGCGGCGUUUAAGCGCCACCAUUCAGGGGCUACACGACGACUCCAGUUCCAGACGCAGCUCGGAUUUCGAAUUAGAAGUCCCGGCGCCUUCCGGGUCUCAGAGCCCCGAAAACGGACACGUCAAUGCGGGGUUCGUACCGGAUGACGUAACGGACUCAAACGAGGUCCAGGUCGUGGUUCACAACGAGGGCCGGAAGUCCUCGAUGACCUUGAAGUACACGCCCCGGACUUCCUCAACAACGCAGCGCCACGUGGCCUUCGAAAACAACCGCAACGCGCAAAUCACACCGACGGCUGAAAACUCCAACCAAACCGGAAGUAAUGUACCAACGCGACCAGUUACCGAAAACGGACACGCGAAACCGCCAAAAACUGAAAGGUCCGUCUCCAGCGAGUCCGCUAACGGGAAACAAAAAAGAAAAAUUCUCGGGAUUAAAUUCCACAGUGCCAAAAAGACAAAACAAUCCAAUGGAGUCGGGGCCUCCGCGAAAAAUGGCAUCGUUAACGGCGGGUACCAGAGUCAGGAGAGUGUUCAGGACAAGGGGGACGACUCUGGUGCGGACAGUGACGGGUUUGUGCCCGAGGACCAAGUGGUGCCUAACGACACCAGCCAACCCGAUAUUUUAAAUUUCGCGCCGACCAAGAAAAAAAAUCGGGUUCCCAUCAUGGAGAGUGAAGACGUCAACUGUAUAUACUGACAUCUAUACAUUUUGGCAUCUACACACACUGACAUCUGUUUAGACUGACAUUUGUAUAUAGUAACAUUUGUUAUAAUUUAUUGAUGGCAGGAAAUUUUAUAAGUGUCGCUAGUACAAAGGGCAAUAAUCCUAUAAAAAGUUAUCGCAUUUCAAGAAAUACCAUUCCGUAUGGCAAUACUUUGUUUGAUAAAAAUAUUGACAUUGUUUUA